Molecule: messenger RNA, 1611 nt
Organism: Chaetomium globosum CBS 148.51
Lineage: Eukaryota; Fungi; Ascomycota; Sordariomycetes; Sordariales; Chaetomiaceae
Exons: 3
Coding region: 1-1611 (536 amino acids)
Biological process (GO): protein import into mitochondrial matrix
Cellular component (GO): mitochondrial inner membrane
Molecular function (GO): protein-folding chaperone binding
Source: RefSeq, a predicted model, not a curated record
AUGGCGGGGAUCCACCACGCCGGGAAUUUACCGGCUCUUGGCAGUGGUUCUGGGCAAAAGAAUUCUAGAGAUUCGCCUUUGCCAUCGAGCAAAAUCCCUAUCAACCAAGCGAGGUUGCGCGUUGCCCCUCCCAUCAUCCCAUGCUCUGCAUCCACGCUUCUUCAGCGACAACCACUCCUGCGCUCAACACUCCCUGUCAACACCAUCAGGCUUAACAGCAUAUCCCUAAACCACGCACGCUCGUUCCACGUCUCGGGCCGGACACAGCAAAAGGAAGCCGCAGAGAAGGACGCCAAGACUCCACCAGAAACAAAAGAAGGCGAGCCAGAAAAAUCCACAGAAUCUAAAGAGGAGUCCAAGGAGGAGGCGAAGGAAGAGAAGGAGGGGGAUGAGAAAGCCGAGGGCAAGGAGAAGGAGAAAAAAGAGGAUCUCCCUCCACCGCCACCACAUGGCGACAAGACGCCAUGGCAGGUGUUCCUAGAGACUAUGGACACCGAGCUUAAGCAGUCCAAAGAGUGGAACGAGUCGACAAAAGCCCUCGCAUCUUCUGCGAACGAGUUUGUCGAGAGUGAGCGCGUUCGGAAGGCACGUCAAGCCUACGAAGCUACCUCGGGCGCUGUCUCGUCCACGGCUGCGAAAGCGGUCAAGUCCACAGCCGGCGUCAUCGGGAAGGGUGCCACCUGGACGUGGGACACUCCCGUAAUGAAGGGCGUGCGGAAGGGCGCAAACAAGACGGGCGAGGCACUUGACAAGGCGACCAAGCCGAUCCGGGAAACCGAAGCCUACAGGAAUGUCAAGGAUGUCAUCGACGACGGGAGCAGCUCCAGGUACGGCGGGUGGGUCGACAAAGAGGAGCGCAAGCGCCGGAGGGAGUUGCGGGAACAAAUGGACAAAAAGAACGGGGUGGACAACACAAUCCACGAAGAGGAUCCUAACGCUGGAACCAACGUCACGGUUCACAAGGAUGCCGCGUGGAAAGAGGCAUGGAGGGACUUCAGAGAUCAAAACAAGUUCGUCCAGGGCGUCUUCGGCAUGAAGUCGGUGUACCAAGAGUCGGAAAACCCCUUGAUUUCGACGGCUCGGAGUAUUACCGACAAGGUUGCAGGCUUCUUUGCAGAGAACGAGACGGCCAUGGUGAUCAAGCGGCUGCGGGCCAUGGACCCGGCGUUCAAGCUGGAGCCGUUCCUGCAAGAACUCCGCGAGUACAUUCUCCCCGAGGUCUUGGACGCCUACGUCAAGGGUGACGUGGAGACACUGAAGCUGUGGCUGUCAGAAGCCCAGUAUUCCGUUUACGAGGCCCUGACCAAGCAGUAUCUGCAGGCCGGUCUCAAGUCGGACGGCAAAAUCCUCGACAUCCGAGGGGUGGACAUCCUCCGCGCACGCAUGCUCGACCCUGGCGAGAUCCCGGUAUUCAUCGUCACCUGCCGGACACAGGAGGUCCACGUCUACCGCAACGCCAAGUCAAACGAGCUCGCGGCGGGUAUGGAGGACAAGGUCCAGUUGGUUACCUACGCCAUCGGUAUCACACGCAUUGCCGAGGAUGUGAACAAUCCCGAGACCAGGGGUUGGCGGCUGAUCGAGAUGCAAAAGAGCGGCCGCGAUUACAUCUAA